AACUAUGUUUCGCGCAAGUGAAAAAAAUUCAGCACCCGAAUGUGAUUGUGACUAUAUACUGACAGGAGAAGGACUGGAGCCUCAUUAUCAAAAUUGUAGCACGGUGUGGCGUAAGCACUAUGGAUCAUCUUCUCCUAAAAAUCCUGACGGCACGUUUCGAUUGAGGAAUGAACAUCUUUCUAAGCUGAAUCAAGAUGUUUUGUAUCAUUUGGGCUUAGAUAAUGAGAAUUAUGACUUGCCGAAAAUGUUCGGAGACGUUAAGUUUGUAUGUAUGGGUGGCACAAAAUACAGGAUGAAGGAAUUCGCUAAAUACAUAGCUAAAUCUUUGGCUAUACCUUGUGAAGAUUUUGUAAAUAUGACUAAGCAUUCGCAUAGAUACGCCAUGUAUAAAGUAGGGCCAGUGCUUUCUGUUAAUCAUGGAAUUGGAAUUCCAUCAAUGACGAUUCUACUUCAAGAAGUAAUAAAACUAUUGAGUUAUGCGAAAGCUAAAGACCCUAUUAUUUUCAGAAUAGGGACGAGUGGUGGUUUAAAUAUAUCACCUGGAUCCGUUGUAAUUUCGUCGUGGGGUCUAAACGGGACAUUGGAGAAAUCGUAUGAUAUCCCAGUAUUGGGUAAAAUAAGAAAAAUUCCAUCGCACUUUGACAAACGUUUGAGUGAAGAGUUGCUUUCAAUUGCAUCCGAAGAAAAAGAUUUUUCCACUUAUAUAGGUGGAACGAUGGCCGCUGAUGAUUUUUAUCGAGGUCAAGCUCGUUUGGACGGUCCAUUCUGUGAUUACACUGAAGAAGACAAAAUGGCAUUUAUCAAAACUUUAGUGGAAUUGGGAGUUAAGAACAUAGAAAUGGAGGCAACUGCCUUUGCUGCCAUGACGAGAGAAGCUGGUUUGAGAUCAGCGGAUGUCUGCGUUACUUUGGUCAAUAGAUUGGAAGAAGAUCAGGUUACUCCAUCUAAGUCCAAGUUACUAGAGUGGCAAGAGAGACCCAUGUUAGUGAUUGCGAAAUACAUCUCACUAUACGUCAAAAAAUAUAAUAAACCGGCCAAGAACGAUUAGGAGUCACGGAUAUCCGACUUACUCUUGAGUGAUGACUUUUUAA
Messenger RNA from Vanessa tameamea, 1091 nucleotides. Its product is annotated as uridine phosphorylase 1-like. The transcript is spliced from 7 exons. Lineage: Eukaryota; Metazoa; Arthropoda; Insecta; Lepidoptera; Nymphalidae. Gene Ontology annotation, cellular component: cytoplasm; cytosol. The coding region runs from base 5 to 1048 and encodes 347 amino acids. Gene Ontology annotation, biological process: uridine catabolic process; nucleotide catabolic process. The record is from RefSeq and is a predicted model, not a curated record. Gene Ontology annotation, molecular function: uridine phosphorylase activity.